This is a messenger RNA of Medicago truncatula (barrel medic), 1903 nucleotides long. RefSeq names its product glycerol-3-phosphate acyltransferase 1. The transcript has 2 exons. Gene Ontology annotation, cellular component: membrane. NCBI's taxonomy places the organism in Eukaryota, Viridiplantae, Streptophyta, Magnoliopsida, Fabales, Fabaceae. Bases 211 to 1800 code for a protein of 529 amino acids. Gene Ontology annotation, molecular function: glycerol-3-phosphate 2-O-acyltransferase activity; phosphatase activity. Gene Ontology annotation, biological process: cutin biosynthetic process. The record is from RefSeq and is a predicted model, not a curated record.
UGAAAAACCAAUUUAAAAAGGUAGUGUUAAUUAAUGCAAGUAGUGUGUAUAUAUGUCAUAGUCACUACCUUCUCUUCCAGUUCAGCUAGAUACCAGUUUAAUGACUAUAAAUAUUCUCUAAUCUUCCUUUUCAUCACAAAAUUAUAAGAAACAUCAAUAUCUCAAUCCCAAUUAUCAUAAACAGUAAAUAGUGAGAGAAACUUAAAUAGAAUGGUUUUUCUAUUAGUACUUCUAAGACUUUACCAUGUGAUUGUUAAAUCAUGUUAUGAAGCUGCAAAGAAAUUGCAUAGUCACAGCUUUAAUUUUAUUGAUCUUUCAUCUAAACAACUUCAUCAACCUUCAACUUUUCCGAGUAUUUUGAAUUGUGAUUUAAAGGGGAGAGAUUCACAAACACUUGUUUGUGACAUUCAUGAUGUCCUAUUAAGGAACCAUUCAUUCUUUCCUUAUUUCAUGCUAGUUGCCUUUGAAGGUGGUAGCAUUUUAAGAGCUUUUCUAUUACUUUGUUCAUGUCCUAUGUUAUGCUUUUUGAGCUAUGAACAUAAGCUUAAAGUCAUGAUCUUCAUCACUUUUUGUGGACUUAAAAUCAAAGACAUGGAAAUGAUUGCAAGGGUAGUUUUACCAAAGUUUUACAUGGAGAAUCUUAACCUUAAGGCUUAUGAGGUUUUGGCUUCAGUAGGAUGUAGAGUUUUCUUCACUUGUGUGCCUAGAGUUAUGGUGGAAGGGUUUCUUAAGGAAUAUUUGAAUGGUGAUGAUGUUGUAGCUACAGAGUUACACACUGUUGGAUGUUACUUCACUGGUUUGAUUUCUAAGCAUGGUUUGGUUGAUAAGGAUAAUGCUCUCAUGGAUUAUUUUGGAUAUAGAAGACCUGAUUUAGGAAUUGGAAGCUCAUGUGUCAAUGAUCAUCAUUUUAUCUCUCAUUGUAAGGAAGCUUAUGUGGUGAGCAAUGAAAUAUGUCCAAGUUCAAUCAUGCCAAAGGAAAAGUAUCCAAAGCCAUUAAUAUUUCAUGAUGGAAGACUAGCAUUUUUCCCUACACCUUCAUCAACUCUCUACAUGUUCAUGUGGCUUCCAUUUUCAAUUCCAUUAUCAAUUUAUAGAUUAUUUCUUGGCACAAUAGUUUAUUACAAAUGGGGACUUGCAUUAGUAGCAUAUAGUGGUAUAACUAUAAAUAUCAAAGGCUAUAGUAUUACAAACCCUAAAAAAAUUUCAAUAACAAACAAAGGUGUACUCUAUGUUUGUACACAUAGGACAUUAUUAGAUCCUGUUUUUCUUAGCAUGAGUUUGAGAAAACCUUUAACAACGGUAACUUAUAGCUUAAGCAAAGUGUCGGAGAUCAUGUCUCCGAUUAAGACGAUGAGUUUAACAAGGGAUAGAGAACAAGAUAGGGAAACAAUGCAAAGGUUGUUAAGUGAAGGUGAUUUAGUUGUUUGUCCUGAAGGAACAACUUGUAGGGAACCUUAUUUAUUAAGGUUUAGUUCACUUUUUGCUGAACUUGCUGAUGAGAUUGUUCCAGUGGCUAUGAAUGUUAAUGUGAGUAUGUUUUAUGGUACAACAGCUAGUGGAUUAAAAUGUUUGGACUCUUUUCUAUUUUUGAUGAAUCCAUGGCCUAGUUAUAAUAUUGAAGUACUUGAAAAGGUACCAAAAGAACUCACUUGUGCUGGUGGAAAAUCUCCUUUUGAAGUGGCUAAUUAUAUACAAAGAGAGUUGGGUGAUGCUUUAGGGUUUGAGUGUACAAAUAUUACAAGGAGGGAUAAAUAUAUGAUGUUAGCUGGGAAUGAAGGUGUUGUUCAAAAAAAGAAGUGAAAAUUAUGGUGUUUGAAGUUUCACAUUCAAAGAAGAUAUGUAACUCUUUUCCACUAAAUGAAUGAAAGAAAAUGAGUGUGACUGUUGUUUUUUUUUAGGUGAA